This is a messenger RNA of Andrographis paniculata, 588 nucleotides long. Its product is annotated as photosystem II reaction center W protein, chloroplastic. The record is from RefSeq and is a predicted model, not a curated record. The transcript has 2 exons. Gene Ontology annotation, biological process: photosynthesis. The coding region runs from base 75 to 491 and encodes 138 amino acids. Gene Ontology annotation, cellular component: photosystem II; chloroplast. NCBI's taxonomy places the organism in Eukaryota, Viridiplantae, Streptophyta, Magnoliopsida, Lamiales, Acanthaceae.
AUUCUCUGCGUCACUUGUCGUCGCCAUUACAGCACAAUCUCAGAGCUCUCCUGAAUUCCGAAGAAGAAGCAGAAAUGGCUACUCUCUCUGCCUGCACAUCGACUUCGUCUGUCCCACGCGCCGCCUUCGUAGGGAAGUUGCCGGCGGCGCGCCCCUCCGCCGUCCUCGGGUUGCCGUCGAUGAGGAAAACGGCCGCGGCGGCGGCGCCGGGGGGAGUUAGAUGCGCCGCCGUGGAGGAAAAGGCGGAGACGAAGGUGGGGAUGGGGGCGGGUUCCCUGAUGGCGGCGGCGUGCGCGGCGGCGAUGUCGAGCCCCGCGGCGGUGGCGCUGGUGGACGAGCGGAUGUCGACGGAGGGGACGGGGCUGCCGUUCGGGCUGAGCAACAACCUCCUGAUCUGGAUUAUUAUCGGCGUUUUCGCUCUGAUAUGGGCUCUUUACACUGUCUACGCUCUUGGCCUCGACGAAGACGAGGAUGCUGGACUGUCUCUUUGAAUCCAUUGUUAGAACAACAUAAGAACUUGUUUUCUUAGUUUCUUCCUCUGUAUCUGUCGUCGUGUUAUUUCUGAAAUUAUCACUGCCAUUGGCGUAA